Cherax quadricarinatus is the source of this 1378-nucleotide messenger RNA. Its product is annotated as ribonuclease H1. Gene Ontology annotation, biological process: DNA replication, removal of RNA primer. Gene Ontology annotation, molecular function: magnesium ion binding; RNA-DNA hybrid ribonuclease activity; nucleic acid binding. The record is from RefSeq and is a predicted model, not a curated record. NCBI's taxonomy places the organism in Eukaryota, Metazoa, Arthropoda, Malacostraca, Decapoda, Parastacidae.
CUGGUGUUGACAUCAUCAACCACACAUGGUAUGAGGCGCCUCUCAGCACUGCUCUGUCUCACUCGAGCUCUAUCCUCCACGCACCUCAUCACAGCCUCCUCCAAGAUGCCCUUCUAUGCUGUUGCUAGGGGGCAUAAACCAGGCAUCUAUGAGAAAUGGUCUGAUUGUCAAGAACAAAUUCAGGGUUAUCGCUGUGCUCGAUACAAAAAGUUUGCUACCAUGGAUGAAGCAAAGGAAUUUGUCCAAGAAAAUUCUCUUACAAACCCAAUUGUAGAUCGUCGGGAAAAAGCAGCAUCAGACGCUGAGACAGAGAGUGCAGUAAAAGAUGCUCCACAAAAGAGCACAGAAGAUACUAGUCCUGACAAGAGGAAGCGAGAUGAUGACGAUAAUUCAUCUGAGGAAUCUAGUGAAAAGACCGUGAAAAAGCUGAACACGGGUGAUUCUGCUGAAGACAAGACCAAAUUUUCCACUGACAGCAAUGGAUUUCUCAUCGUUUAUACUGAUGGUGCAUGUGAAUUUAAUGGAAGAAAUGGUGCCAGAGCUGGCAUUGGUGUAUACUUUGGACCAGACCAUCCUCUUAAUGUGAGUGAGCCAGUGAAGGGAAAAGCUACAAAUAAUACAGCAGAAAUUCAGGCUGCUACAUAUGCUUUGGAGUUGACAAAAGCUUCAGGAUUCAGCAAAGUGGCAGUGCACACAGAUUCUCAGUUCAUGAUUAACUGUAUGACUUCCUGGCUUAAGAACUGGAAGAAAAAGAACUGGGUGAAGAGCGAUGGAGAGCCAGUGAAGAACAAGGAAGACCUCAUCACUUUAGAUGCAGCCAGUGAAGGAUUAGCUGUAAAGUGGGUGCAUGUAAAAGGCCAUGAUGGCCUUGAAGGUAAUGAAAUGGCUGACAAACUGGCAAGACAAGGCGCCAAGCUGUACAAGGCUGAUCCUUGACUUCCAUACACUACUACCAGAUUUAAUUACCUAUUACUAAUGACUAUAUUUAGUUCAAAGUACUGCACCUUCUGGGACCUGUACACUUUUUUUUUUUUUUUUUUUUUUUUUUUUGCAUAGUUUCUUACCAAGAAAAGGAGAUGGAAAACAUAUUCACCAUCACUAAAUUUCUAAAUAUUUUCCAGAAAAACAGAAAUCACAGUAUAUAAUUUGCUCUUUGUUUGUGCAUAAUUUUAUGAACGGUUAGGGUCAGGUAAAUGUAAAUACUGUAUUGUAUGUUUAUGUAUUUGUACUUAUUCUAUCACUGUUGAUUGUAAAUUAUCUAUUUUAUUAUUUUUUCCCUAAGGAUAGGAUAGAUUCCCCAGAUAUAUACUAGGCUGGGGAUCAUUAAUCUAAUUUUGUUUCCAGUGAAUGACUAAGAAAUAAAAACAUUUUUAAUGUA